AUGGCAACUCUGAAUGAAAAGAAGACCUGUAGCCAACGAAUGGAAAAUUUCCAGCGUUUCUUAUGGAACCCAGACACAGGACAGUUAAUGGGAAGAACCUUGAUUAAUUGGGUAUGGAUCAGUCUUUACUAUGUUGCAUUCUAUAUUGUGAUGACUGGAGUGUUUUCACUUGCUAUAUAUUCUUUAAUGAGGACAAUCAAUCCUUAUACACCGGACUAUCAAGAUCAAUUAAAAUCACCAGGGGUGACAUUGCGACCAGAUGUGUAUGGUGAAAAAGGACUGGAAAUCAUUUACAAUAUGUCUGAACCGAAGUCAUGGAAUGGUUAUGUUAAGAUUCUUCAAAGCUUUCUUUCAGCCUAUAAUGAAACAGCACAAGAAGCCAACAAGAACUGUACUCAAGAAUCGUAUUACAUUCAGAAGACAUUCGAUGGUCCAGACCACACAAAAUAUUCCUGCAAAUUCACACAGGACAUGCUUGGGGAAUGCUCUGGUCUAACGGAUCCCACUUUUGGCUUUCCAGAUGGUCACCCAUGUUUAAUAAUAAAAAUGAACAGAAUUAUCAAUUUUCUCCCUGGCAAUGGCACGGAACCAAGAGUAAACUGCACGACACUGGUAAGCAUGCACUUCUGUGGACUUCAACCGAUGUAUGUGAAGUAUUAUCCUGAAAGUGGAACAUUUAAACUUCACUACUUCCCUUACUAUGGAUGCAAAGCACAGCCAACCUAUACCAAUCCACUGGUGGCUGUGAAGCUUCUCAACAUUACCAAAGAAGAAGAAGUGGCCAUUGUAUGCCGAAUCAUUGGCACUGGAAUAACUUCGGAUAAUCCUCAUGAUCCAUAUGAAGGAAAGGUGGAAUUCAAAGUUCUGAUAAAAAAUUAAGUGGCA
Messenger RNA from Pogona vitticeps (central bearded dragon), 885 nucleotides. NCBI's taxonomy places the organism in Eukaryota, Metazoa, Chordata, Lepidosauria, Squamata, Agamidae. The record is from RefSeq and is a predicted model, not a curated record.